This is a messenger RNA of Dendrobium catenatum, 1657 nucleotides long. RefSeq names its product RING-H2 finger protein ATL65. Bases 335 to 1522 code for a protein of 395 amino acids. The record is from RefSeq and is a predicted model, not a curated record. The transcript has a single exon. NCBI's taxonomy places the organism in Eukaryota, Viridiplantae, Streptophyta, Magnoliopsida, Asparagales, Orchidaceae.
UUUUGGAAAAUAUUUAGGUCAAUUUAACUAAAUUUAUAUACGUAUAGCAUACAUAAGACUCAAAAUUAAUACCGAAGGAAAAAAGAAUUAAAAAAAUAAUAAUUAUGUAAUUAUUUAAUAUCUAUUUAAUUUGCUGAACAUGGCUCAUUUAUAUCAAAGAAUCACAAUUAAUGCAAGGUAUGGACUAUGAAGCCAGCAAGCAGCUUGCUUUCAAAGCAAACGCAGUAGACCAUUCUCCUCUCCAUUCUUCCAUUGGCGGCGUUCUCGCCAGCAUUUCGCGACUCCUUUUUCCUCCAUUCUUCCGACAAAUCCCAUCUCUCUCUAACUAGCUCCCAUGGCGGCGCCGGCAAGAUCGCUAGAGUACGAAUUCGAGUGGGCCCCCUCUCCCGCCGCCGCCGCCGCUAUCUCCGACGGAAAACAAGCUGCGUCGAAAAUCAUUGACAACCUCAGCCCUCCCCUCAUCGCAAUGUUUGCCGUCGUCGGCACUGCCUUCCUUAUCGUAGUAUACGCCCGCCUCCUCUCCCGCCAGAUCAGCCGCCUCCGCCGCCGAUGGAGGAGAUGGCGGCGAUGUCGCCAUCUACUCCGCUCCGCCGCCUCCGACUUCGGAACGGGAUCCCAAUCCCAUUUCUCGCCUCCUCCCUAUCCCACCCCCUUCCCCUUCUCUUCCGACUCCUACUCCGAUCACCUCCUCUCCCCCUACGGCCUCGACGACGCGGCCAUCAAAACCCUACCUCUCUCCCUUUUCUCUAGAUCCAAAGCGAAGCAACCAAUCUCAACGAAUCGGGACUGCGCAGUCUGCCUAUUCGAGUUCGACGACGGCGAGUGGCUCCGUACCCUCCCGAUAUGCGGACAUGCCUUCCAUAUCGAAUGUAUAGACGUCUGGCUCCGAUCCCACCCCACCUGCCCCCUUUGCCGCGCCGCCGUCUCCUUCCGCUCCGAUUCCCCCUUCGUUCCCAUGCGCGCGGCUCGCAUCCGCCCAAGCUUCGACGACAUCGUCGUCGAUCCGCCGGCGCCGCCGGAUCCAGCGUCGUCGCCGAUUUUGGAGGAAAGGGGGAGGAGUUUUCUCCUCAAGAGAUCGUACUCAUUCGGAUUCGAGCGGAGCGUUGGAACGGAACGGAUGGUGAUGGAGGUUACGGCGGCGACGACUGCAUCACCAGCUUGGCGGCUUCGGCAUCAGCACCAUAGCCAGCAUCAUCAGCAUCGAGGGUUUUGGAGCAAGCGAUGGCCAUCGCCGUUCGGCGGCGGGGGGUCUGCGAGACCUUAUUAUCAUCGGAGUGGCGGCGGUGGGGCGAUGAAAUCGCCAUUUUGCCGGCGAUGGGGGUUUGCGCCGUUCAAUGGUGCCAGCGGCGUAGGGGCAGUGGGUUCGUCGGCUACUACGACGGGGACAGGGGGGAGGAGGAGCAGGUCGAUGACGAGCCCGUCGGCGAUGUGGAUGGGAAGAGCGGUCGGGUUCUCGUCGAGCCGGAUGAGGUGUGGGGACCCGGAGGCGCUGCUUUCGCCGGAGAGAUUUAACCGGCGGUAGCCGGUUGGUGGGGGCUGGGGACCGGGAGUAAUCAGUGUAUGGGUCUGCCGUCUGCGUCUGGCCACCGGUGACGAAUGACGAUGGGGUUUUAAUGGCGUGUGGCAUGCAAGAAUUUAAUGAGCUGCCGGGGAGCUU